Molecule: messenger RNA, 911 nt
Organism: Oncorhynchus nerka (sockeye salmon)
Lineage: Eukaryota; Metazoa; Chordata; Actinopteri; Salmoniformes; Salmonidae
Product: intraflagellar transport protein 70A-like
Exons: 5
Coding region: 14-658 (214 amino acids)
Biological process (GO): intraciliary transport
Cellular component (GO): intraciliary transport particle B; axonemal microtubule
Molecular function (GO): intraciliary transport particle B binding; protein binding
Source: RefSeq, a predicted model, not a curated record
CAUCCCAGUUCUGAUGGCCCAGGCUAAGAUCUACUGGAACAGGGAGAACUACCAGAUGGUUGAGAAGAUCUUCCGUAAGUCGGUGGAGUUCUGCAACGAACACGACACCUGGAAGCUCAACGUGGCUCACGUUCUCUUCAUGCAGGAGAACAAGUACAAGGAAGCCAUCGGCUUUUACGAACCCAUCGUUAAGAAACACUACGACAACGCUGAAGAACUGAUGAGGAAGAUCGAGAAGGAGGAAGAGCAGAUCUCCUACGACGACCCCGAUAAGAAAGUCUUCCACCUCUGUAUCGUCAACCUGGUUAUAGGGACCCUGUACUGUGCCAAGGGGAACUACGACUUUGGCAUCACCCGUGUCAUCAAGAGUCUGGAACCGUACAACAAGAAGCUGGGAACAGACACCUGGUUCUAUGCUAAGCGCUGUUUCCUGUCUCUGCUGGAGAACACGGCCAAACACAUGAUCAUGAUCAGGGACUCCGUUGUUCAGGAGUGUAUUCAGUUCCUGGAGCACUGUGAAGUGUACGGUAAGACAGAGCCAGCCAUGAUAGAACAGCCACUGGAGGAGGACAGGAUGCACAUCGGAAAGAACACCGUCACCUACGAGUCUCGCCUCCUCAAAGCUCUCUUCUACGAGGUCAUCGGAUGGAACCAGUGAUGUCAUACUAGAACGGAACAGAGCCUGUGAUGUCACCGGACGGAACCGGUGAUGUCAUCGGACAGAACCAGUAGUUUACACUAAAGCCUUUUUAAAACCUGUUCUACACUCCAAACAGUUCAAAUCUAUCAACCUGGACCACAUCACAUGAGCCAUUAUAGUACAUUAUAUAUUUGGCUUGUUGUUAUUUUCUGCAUCAUCUGAAAGUUACAAGCUGUUGUUCUGACUUCUGUUAAACAUAUUCUGGACUCUC